GUGGAGUCGGUUCCGGAGGAACUGUUAGAGAUCCCUAUGGAAGUGCAAGGUGAAUCUCCAGUCCCGGAUCUGAAGCCUGGUGAAUGUUCUGAGGAGUUGCCUGUAAACUCCCAAAUGAACUUCCCCUCUGCUGGAUCUACACUAGGUAGAACAUCUGCGCCAAGUUUGUCAGCUCCAACACCUGAGGAGCAUCUGAGGGAGUUACUGAUCAACCCCUCAGUAGGCUUCCAUCGUUCGGCGUUUGAACAGGGGUUCAUUGGAACGGGUAUUCCAUUUCAACCGACUGCUCCCGGGGCGGUGAGGCCACCUGCUGUCACGAGAGGGCUGGGUCACUACCUCCCUCACAGAAUGGCAGCGCCUACGAUUGCCCAACCCUCCCCGGAGAGGAAGCACAGGCUGAGUUUGGCAGACGGUUUCCCGGGUUUGGGAGCUGUUUCGCCCAAGCCUGCUGUGAAAACUGAGAUUGUCGAAUCCUUCCAGAGGGUGGAAGUGGUUCGUGUAAUCUCGGUUGAAGAACUCGAAGACUCCCAGACCCUUUCAGUGAGUCAGGUUGAGGCUGUCGAGCCAACGGUCACAGGAGUGCCCGAGGUUCCGGUGGACGCCGAGGAGGCAUUUGCUACAUCGGCGGAACCGUCGAGCCAAGAGGUUGAGUGGCAGGGAGAUGAUUCUCCUAUUGCUUCACCCUCUCCUGUCAGGUCAACACAGUCUGUUGAGACUGGAGUUAGUCGCGCGGGGCGACUUAGCCUAGCGCCGGUGGAGUUUGAGAAAGAUAGACUCCCACUUAUCAUCGACAGUCAUCUCCACCUGGAUAGGAUAGAGAAACGUCUGGGGAAGCGUGGGGCCAGUGCCCUUAGAGCUUGUCCAGGGCGGCUACCCUUGAAGCCGGUGCGAGUGACUGGAGGGAUACUGAAUUAUUGCGACCCCCAGCGGUGGGGAAGGAUUUGGUAUCCAGAGGAUCCCAGUUGGGGAGUUGCAGUCGGUAUCCAUCCCAAGAAGGCGGAUCAAGUGACGAUGGGGACUAUGAACAGAUUGCGGUCGUUAUUGGCCAGCCAGCGGAUUUGUGGUGUCUCUGAGCUGGGCCUGGACUUCUCCAUUCCAGACACGACAUGGCAGCAGCAGAUUAACAUGCUGAUCCAAAUUUUGGGGAUGCCAAUAGGCAAUAAGGUGUUGAUUUUACACCUCUGUGGGUCCUCUGGAGAUCCGUGUGCUACUGCUGUCAGUCGGGAUGUCCGCCGCUUGUUAGUCGAACAUUGUUCCCGCCAACAGAGGAUUCACCUCCAUUGCUGCACACUCAUUAAAGAGGAGCGCAGAGCGUGGUCUGAUGCAUUUCCCGAAGCGUACUUUGGCUUUACUGGGAAGGUGUGGAUGUUCACUGGUCCCCAGGAUGAGGCGCUGAGGGAUGUCCCUAUCAAAAGGCUGCUUCUGGAGACAGACGCUCCCUAUUUCAAGCCGGAGCGAUACAUGGCGGGAAACACGCCUAUGUAUCUAGGUGAGCUCGCCCAGGAGAUAGCUAUUAGACGAGGGGAGACUUUCGCGGAGGUGGUCGUUACGGCGAAUGACAAUGCCAGGAGACUGUACGAUUUGCAGGAAUAGCAGUCGUCUGAAUUUAGAGGCUGGCAUCACAAGGAGAAGUGUAAGGUGAACGUUUUACCUGACUCCUGGUGUGAUGCUGAGCAGUAUGCCUUGAGCUUCUUCUGUCUCCUGGUUGUGUACUUAUGAGAUGAGAUGCAUCCUUUUGUAUGCUAUUUGGAUGUUAGCUGUGUUAGCUGACCUGGAUACGUAGUGUUCUAGAUUAUGAGCGGCGCUGGCUUUUAGUAGCUGCAUGCCCUCACUAGAUGCUGUGCCAGAAGUGGAUGAUUUGAAAGUAAUUUGAGUAUAUACCCUGGGGAACCGGGUAUUAUAUUUCAUGUUUCGCUUCUGUCUUCUCUGACUGUGGCAGUGGCUGGCAAGAAGAGUUCUUCUCUGCCAAGGUCACGAUAGUCAAGGAGGAUAUUUCUUGAGGUACGGUUGGCAGCUGGAUUGUGCAGCCGUACGAUGGACAUGUUCGAGAUUGGUUCGCGAGGAAUGUUCUUUCCAAUAAAAAGAAAAAAAAAAUUGUCAUGGAUACCCGAAUGUGUAUGUUAUGAUCUCCGAGCACUGCAGUUGCUAAAGGCUGGUAGCCCUGCUUUGGUGGUGUGGUACCGAAUUGCUAAUAGCAUUGCUCUGAGCUUGUUAUAGGCUAGGGUUCUCUAUGGAAGGAAUAGCUGUAAGCGACUAGUCUCUCUAGUGUCCGAUCAUGCUAGAAUGAAGUGUGUAAGUCUGAA
Lytechinus variegatus (green sea urchin) is the source of this 2303-nucleotide messenger RNA. RefSeq lists its product as uncharacterized. The record is from RefSeq and is a predicted model, not a curated record. NCBI's taxonomy places the organism in Eukaryota, Metazoa, Echinodermata, Echinoidea, Temnopleuroida, Toxopneustidae. The coding region runs from base 37 to 1593 and encodes 518 amino acids. Gene Ontology annotation, molecular function: hydrolase activity, acting on ester bonds. The transcript has a single exon.